Molecule: messenger RNA, 1410 nt
Organism: Filobasidium floriforme
Lineage: Eukaryota; Fungi; Basidiomycota; Tremellomycetes; Filobasidiales; Filobasidiaceae
Exons: 7
Coding region: 1-1410 (469 amino acids)
Source: RefSeq, a predicted model, not a curated record
AUGCGCGCCAUCUGCGAGAAACACGCCCUACAGUUCGCCACUGCCCUCGCUGAGAUCGAGAUUCCUGCGCGGUCUUUUGCGAUCAAGGCGGCAGUGAACAGACGACUCACUUUGAUGUUGCCAAGGGAUCUGUAUCAAGCUCUGGAAAGGGAUACCGUCGAGCUGAGUUCACAUUUCGAUGUCCCGCCACUAAGUGAAACAAACGAAGGCAUCGUUCGCGUCAUGGUGAAGUUAGAAUAUGGCCAGUGGCGAUACGAUGGGACUCCGGUAUUGGCGGGUUUCCCCUUCUCUAGCUCUCUUCGUGAUAUCACUCUCAGUACUGCCGGACCAUCCAAACAGUAUGAAGUUGCUUCAUCACGCUUCAUGUCGGGGACAAGCGAGAUCGACGACACCCAGACAUCUGUGUUGUCUGCAGCUGUAUCUGAUCUACCAGAAGCAGGAAGCAGAAAGACUGUUCGAGGAGGCAUAUGGCCUGCUCUGAGACAAGGCAUCUCUCAAGACUGUCGAUGGAUCGAGAACCUGCAAAACUCAGCUCAACAAAGUCUAGCCACCGGACCUUCCGAAUCCUUUGCUGGCAUGUCGAGUGGCACAACAGCGACACCGGUCUUGAUCCUCCUUUGUGUUGCUUCUCCGGAACGUUCAGUUCGGCAGACCAUCGAAACUACCCAGCAAAGACUGAGCAGUGUUACAAAAAUGUUCAAUCCUUCUCCGCACUCCACCACUACAUACAAAUUCGAGGUGAAGAACUUGGAAAUAACUCCAUCAGCACCGGUAUACACUAAGCGACGACUACCUUGUAAUGAAUUGGCGCUCAAACUUCUUUCGGACAAGCUGAGAUUCGCACUGACGGAAGCUGUCAAAAAGCUCGUACUCUUCCACAGACAAUUCGUAGUGAAUCGACGGGGAAGUGAGGAAUCGUAUCGUCUCGCUUUGGAGGAACACCUCGCCGAGAAUCGGAAGAAUAUAGCUAAUCGCUGUGAUCGCGCGCUGUCGAAUGGAAACUUGAGCGAGCAUUUGUGUGUCCAACCUCAGAUAAGUGAAUUCAUCAGCAAGAAUCCCUCGAAGACCAGGACAUUCUUCGCGAUGUACACUAUCUACGAACGCAACGAAGAUCAGCAGAAAUCACCAGCGAUGUGGCAUCAAUCUCGCAAGCUGACUUUCGAGUUGGAAAUGACACCUGUGAUUACUCGCUCGGAGGUUCAAGAUAGCUCAUUGAGCUUCACGAGUCUCGCACAGCAGAACGCUGACGAAUGUGAUGAUCCGAUCGCUCUUGACACGUCCGUUCUGAUCAAGUCCGAAAACACUGAGCUCACCGGAAGCAUUGCUGGAUCGGUCGAUGUGCCCAGAUCGAACACUGCCUUUUCUGUUCACGGUUCCAUCCAGCACACUCAGUCCGUUGACCAGACCUGA